Durotheca rogersii is the source of this 1328-nucleotide messenger RNA. RefSeq names its product P-loop containing nucleoside triphosphate hydrolase protein. Gene Ontology annotation, molecular function: GTP binding; GTPase activity. Gene Ontology annotation, biological process: cytoplasmic translation. NCBI's taxonomy places the organism in Eukaryota, Fungi, Ascomycota, Sordariomycetes, Xylariales, Xylariaceae. Gene Ontology annotation, cellular component: cytoplasm. The transcript is spliced from 7 exons. The coding region runs from base 79 to 1194 and encodes 371 amino acids. The record is from RefSeq and is a predicted model, not a curated record.
GGAGGGCUUCAAACACCACCUUGCUCCUGGAGUUACAUUCAUCGAUGCGACCGAAUCCCGGACGCUAGAACCGCCAAGAUGGUGAACAUCACGGACAAGAUCAAGGAGAUCGAGGAUGAGAUGAAGAGGACCCAGAAGAACAAGGCAACUGAGUAUCACCUUGGCCUUCUAAAGGGAAAACUCGCGCGCCUACGAGCACAGCUCCUCGAACCCGGCCCCGGUUCGGGCUCAGGAGGCGGUGCCGGCUUCGAUGUGAGCAAGAGUGGUGAUGCGCGCAUAGCACUCGUAGGAUUCCCAUCCGUGGGCAAGUCGACAUUUCUAUCCAAGGUGACCAAGACACGAUCCGAGGUCGCCUCGUAUGCCUUCACCACCCUGACCGCCAUCCCUGGCGUGCUCGAGUACGGCGGCGCCGAGAUCCAGCUGCUGGAUUUGCCGGGUAUCAUCGAGGGUGCCGCCGAAGGCAAGGGCCGAGGACGCCAGGUCAUCUCGGCCGCCAAGACGAGCGAUCUCAUCCUCAUGGUCCUCGACGCGACCAAGAGGGCGGAGCAGAGGGCCCUGCUGGAAGCCGAGCUCGAGGCCGUGGGCAUCCGGUUAAAUAGGGAACCACCCAACAUCUACCUCAAGGCUAAGAAGGCGGGCGGGAUGAAGAUCACGUUCCAGUCGCCGCCCAAGAACAUGGACGAGAAGAUGGUGUUCAACAUCCUGCGAGACUACAAGAUGCUCAACUGCGAGGUGCUGGUGCGCGACGACGAGGCGACGGUGGACGACCUGAUCGACGUGAUCAUGCGGGACCACCGCAAGUACAUCAAGUGCCUGUACGUGUACAACAAGAUCGACAGCGUGUCGCUCGACUUCCUCGACAAGCUGGCGCGCGAGCCGCACACGGUGGUCAUGAGCUGCGAGCUCGACCUCGGCAUCCAGGACGUCGUCGACCGCUGCUGGAAGGAGCUCCAGCUCAUCCGCAUCUACACCAAGCGCAAGGGCAUCGACCCCGACUUCAGCGAGGCCCUCAUCGUGCGCAACAACGCGACCAUCGAGGACGUCUGCGACCGCAUCCACCGCAGCCUCAAGGACACGUACAAGUACGCUCUGGUGUGGGGUGCGAGCGCCCGGCACGUCCCGCAGAGGGUCGGCCUCGGACACGUAGUGGCGGACGAGGACGUCGUGUACAUAGUUAGCGGGUACAAGGCUUAGUCAGGGGUAGUGGGGAAAAUAACAAAACACGGUAUUCUCAGAAGCGUACGCGACCUUGCUUGCGGAGAUACCAGAACUCGGGCACUUGGGUGUAUAUAUUCCAAUCACGCGGACGCGACAGACAGGUAGGCCUU